This is a messenger RNA of Sardina pilchardus (European sardine), 3121 nucleotides long. RefSeq names its product CD44 molecule (Indian blood group) b (gene cd44b). The record is from RefSeq and is a predicted model, not a curated record. Gene Ontology annotation, molecular function: cytokine receptor activity; hyaluronic acid binding. Gene Ontology annotation, cellular component: plasma membrane; basolateral plasma membrane; macrophage migration inhibitory factor receptor complex. Gene Ontology annotation, biological process: inflammatory response; cell adhesion; positive regulation of ERK1 and ERK2 cascade. NCBI's taxonomy places the organism in Eukaryota, Metazoa, Chordata, Actinopteri, Clupeiformes, Clupeidae. Bases 372 to 1580 code for a protein of 402 amino acids. The transcript is spliced from 8 exons.
UGUUAAGCUGUUCGCCUGUUCGCUCACUCACACUCACACUCACACUCAUUCACUCUUUAACACACACAGAAUAUUAAAAAGUUGGGCAAAGUCUGCUGCGCGACCAGGAGCCAGGAACUCACUCGUGGACGUCGGACCCUCUCUCAGACGCGCGCGCACACACACACAUACACACACACACACACACACACCCUCUCUCUCUCUCUCUCUCUCUCUCUCUCUCUCUCUCUCUCUCUCUCUACCUCUCCCUCUCUCUCUCUCCCUCACUCUCACUCUCUCACUCACCAUACCCUCUCCUGACAGAGAAGACACAGGACCCUCCAGCAGCCACUGUCUCCACAGCCAACCUCUGCCAGUCAUUACUGCCCAGGAUGUGGGCUCUCUUUGUCGGGCUCACCUUUGGAUUACUGGCCUCAGCCAGGUCAAACACACCUGAAGUUAAGUCUCGCAGUUGCACACAUCAUGGUGUGUUCCACGUGGAAGGCCGUGAUCGCUAUGUGCUUACGCAUGUCGAUGCAGAGGCCCUGUGCCAGGACCUGAACACCACACUGGCAACAAGAGAGCAGGUGGAAAAUGCUUACAACAGCAACAUGGAGACCUGUAGGUAUGGGUGGAUUGCUAAUAUGAGCAUUGCCAUUCUCCGACAUACAGCACACGAAAAGUGCUUCUUAAACCAGACUGGCAUCUCCAUCAAGGCUGCAAAUGCAAGUGAUCUUAGUGAUGCUUACUGUUAUGAGGAAACAGAUUCGGCAGAUUUGAAGAACUGUGACAAAGCCAUCAACCCUUCUUCUACAAACCCUGACAGCAGUGAAGAUGCUACCACUGAGGCACCAGUCUCUGGAGAGCUCACAGACGGCCCAGAUUCCACCGCUGAGCCCACGUUAGAACCGGGCCUGGUCCCGGUCAACCCAACCACUGACGUCCUGGUGGAACCACGCAACGAUACGACGUCUGAACCGUUAGACUUUGGGGAGGAUCCCACAGAUGCGUCCGACCUCAGCACAGAAGAGGGUGUGAUGGGUGAGAGGGGGUUCAACACAACGGCAGUGGGCCCAGAAGAGGACCAGAGGACCAGCCCAACAGAGAAGACCACAGUUUCGUUUCGUUUUGACGAGACCACGGGCUCAGGGAUCCUGCCUUCAGAGAUACCUAAACCGGACGACGAGGUUAUGGAGGCAAAACCAACCCAGGCCAACCCAAACAGCAACACAGUGAAUGCUCCUAAUUCCCGCAAGAAAGUGGAUGGUCUGGAGCAGCCUGAGAAGCAAGAGGAGAAGGAGGGCAAUGAUUGGUUGGUCAUUAUUGGAGUGCUGGUGGCGCUUGCAGCAAUCGUUCUCGUUUGUGCCGCUGUUGUGACGAGGAAAAGAUGGUGUGGAAAGCACCAGACGCUGAACAUCAGCAAGAACGGCGGCGGCGGCGGCGGCGAGGGCAACGGGUCAGCGGCGGCGGUGGUGGGCUCCCGCGCCGAGGAGCGCGAGCAGGAGAUGGUGACGCUCAUGAACAAGGAGAAGAUCCAGGAGAACGGCAACGCCGAAGAGUUCACCGCCAUCAACAUCGAGGGCUCCUCGGAGAAGGCGUGAAGAGGCGGGGGGGUGGGGGGCCGAGGCGGAGCCCUGUGGGUGAGCCGGAGGGAAAGAGAAAGAUAAAGAGAGAAAGUGUGUGUGUGUGUGUGUGUGUGUGUGUGUGAGAGAGAGAGAGAGAGAGAGAGAGAGAGAGGGUGAGCGGCUACAGCAGCUAGACGGCAGGGGACACGUGCUGAGAGAGGGCAUGGGGGAGUAGGGAGAUGUGUAGAGCGACAGCCUGAAACUGAAAUCUGAGGCUGCCUCAACAGCUUGUGAGGAUUUUGCUUGAGUACACACACACGUUGUGUAUUUGCCUCUGUAUGUGUGUGUGUGUGUGUGUGUGUGUGUGUGUGGAUGUGGAUGUGAGAUUUUAUGAAUAUAGAUGAAGAGAGAAUGCAUGUUUAUGUGUAUGCAUACGGUAUAUGUAUUUGUAUGUGUAUGUGUAUGUGUGAGUAUUGCGGGGAUGGGCCGUGUAUAGAUUGUAAUGUUAGGGUCAGUCAGUCCAUUUCUUACUGAAAAUGAUAAAUGAUAAUCAAGUCAAAGAUAUUGGUUCAAAGCUGUACAUAGGGCGCUCAGAGCAAUGGUUUUUAAUAAGCUUGGCCUUAGGAUGUUUCAGGUUAGUCAUAGAGACAGAACAGGCAAUACUGUGGCGAAGGGGCGGGCAAUGAUGGCUGAAUGAUUCAGGAUUUCUAAACGUUUUCGUUGUUUUGUUUUGUUUUGUUUUUCCUGCUGGAACAGUUUGAAAAUGGACAGAGCAGUCCACAGGAAAUUGUUUGAGUGUUUUCUGUUUUCAGUGUAUUUCAAUCGUUGUUUCUUUCCAUUAACAUAUUGUGUAUGUUUCAUAUUGUUUCCUGUGGAUUUGGGAUUUUUAUGUUUUAGAUCAAGACAAACAAGACGUUACUAUUUUAAUUUAUGAUUUUUGGCUGGUUGUUUGUGUAUACUAUAUUCUCAUUAGUUAGCGUGCAUCAGCAGACCCAACUCAGAAGUCAAUCCUUUUUUUAUUAUCAAUUAAGACUUUUACACCUUUGAAAUUAAUAUUUAACCAGCGGUCAUUUAGGCAGAUUGUGAUCAUAUUCAAUACAAUAUCCAGACACUUGUCAUCUUUCAUGUAAAUGUAAUUUUCUCAGAGACAAUGACAAAGACUUUAUUUGCUCAAAAUUUAAGUUUGAUAGUAUUAUGAUUCUGACUGUGACAGACACACACACACAAACACACACACAUGAUCAAAGCAAUCUAUAACAGAAUGACUAAUUAAAUAUGUGUUAUUAAACCACAAAAGGGGCUGGACAUGGAAUCCCCUGAACACUGCAAAGGGGAGACACGUUCAGAAUGAUAUUCAUUCACAUCACUCCAUUGUCAGGGUGCUGACUCAACUGUAUCCCUUCCUGUUUGUAAUGCUGUCGCCUUUGAUUGAUUCUGAAGACAAAAUAGCAAAAUGUAUUAGCAUAGGAGUAUGUUAUGAGUGUGUAACAAAGACUUAACAAACGAUCAUGGCUUAGAAAUAGGCUUGUGAAGUCCUGGGCUGAAAUAAAAAAAGAAAUGUCAAGUAAAACAUGAAA